AUGGCCUGUAGGCAGAGUGAUUGCCUCACUAAGUAUUUAUUAAAUACUUACGCAACUCCAUUCCAAUGUGUUGCAGUUGCUCAUUUCGGUUCCAUGAGUGAGAUGGACGGAGUAGCUAGAGGUUGUGGCGCGAGAGGGCGCGGUGCUCGAGGCCGUGGUGGCAGAGCUAGAGGCCGUGGAGGCCGGGGCCGAUUGUGGACUUCGGCGGAUUCGGGAGAGAGUGUGCGCCUAGUGUGGCGAUUGCGUCGGUGA
Molecule: messenger RNA, 252 nt
Organism: Microthlaspi erraticum
Lineage: Eukaryota; Viridiplantae; Streptophyta; Magnoliopsida; Brassicales; Brassicaceae
Source: the annotation of a GenBank genome assembly